Messenger RNA from Nerophis lumbriciformis (worm pipefish), 756 nucleotides. The record is from RefSeq and is a predicted model, not a curated record. NCBI's taxonomy places the organism in Eukaryota, Metazoa, Chordata, Actinopteri, Syngnathiformes, Syngnathidae.
AUGACUUUUACAACCACUCAUCUACACAAUGAUGUUAGUGUGACUUGCAGCAUCAUCCAAAGGAGGCAACGGGGAUACUCUGAGCUCUCCUCGGAACGUGCAUUAACAGUUCGAGUUUUGCAUGCUCCUAAGAACACGACGGUUUCUGCUACGCCACCCGGCUCUUUGCCUGACGGCAGCGCCGUCACUUUGAGAUGCAACGGCGUGGCCAACCCGCCGGUCACUGCCGUGACCUGGUACCGAGUGAACGGUGACUGGGUCAAACCGAUGGGCUCAGGCCAGGAGAUCACCUUCAAUGUCACCAAGCUGUCCAGGGAUAACUAUUAUUGUGAAAACCGCAACAUCCACGGGGCACAGUUGGCUGUGCCCAUCGCCAUCGAUGUCACAUUCGCCCCCGAGAUCCUGCCAUCCUCCGACUGCCAAGACGUGUCAACAGGGAUUCAGUGUUCCUGCAUCAGCCAGGCCAAUCCCCCGCCUUUCCUGAAAUGGGAAGGGGUGGAUAGUAACUCCAACCAGCAUAGCAUCAUAGAGCAGUCCCUCGACAACAUCACUCGCAGAAGCGUCAUCAUCCUUAAUAGCCUGGACAGCGACAGUGGAACUUCUCUGCUUUGCAUCAGCUUCAACCCAAUUGGAGUUGACCAACUUGCUUUCGACGUGUCCUCGCCCGACCCUCAGACAGAUGUGAGGGCUCUGGUGAUUUUUGUCGUGGGUGUAGUGGUAGCCCUGUUGAUAUUGAGUUUCCUGCUGUUAACAUAG